Durusdinium trenchii is the source of this 1637-nucleotide messenger RNA. The record is from the annotation of a GenBank genome assembly. NCBI's taxonomy places the organism in Eukaryota, Dinophyceae, Suessiales, Symbiodiniaceae.
CUCGAGCCAUCGCUGGUUGUCGUCACACCACCGUGCCAAUGGAGGAAGAGGCGUAUCGCUCUGGGAUGGGGAUGGGAUUUUUGCCACACGAACCGUCUGAGUAGCUUCACUGGGAUGGACUGGAUGAUUUUUACUAGGUGAGUCGGGAAGCACUCCAACAUUGGAGAGCUCAGCUAGUGACGAUAUAUAUAUAAGGUAUAUAGAUAAUAUAUGUUGUGUGCUUUUUAUAUGUUGAUUUAAACACCUGCAACGAGGCAAUAUUGUGCAACGAUUCUCCAAAAAAUCAGAUACCCCAAGAGAAGAUGAAGGAUGACCAAGAAAGCUAGGCCUCCCCUACAAGCUGAAGUCCGAAGCUGCGGGAAUGGAAGAUACGAGUUCCUCAAAAUGCAGCUUGAAGCUCUCCUACCGUCGCCUGCGCUUGUUGGGCCAGGGCUCCUUCGGUAAGGCCUUUUUGGCUCGGGAUUUGUCGAACAACGAGCUGGUGGUCAUGAAACAGGUGCGGGUGGAGAAGAUGGAUGCCAAGGCCCGAGACACCGCGGUGCGGGAGGCAGUGGCGCUCCGCCGUGUGCGGCACCCGAACGUGGUGCGCUUUCGCCAAGUCUUUGUGCGGAGCGGGUGGCUCUGCUUGGUCAUGGACUUCGCCGAUGGCGGCGACCUGUGCUGCGCCGUGAAGGAGCGCGCCAAGAGCGGAGAACUCUUCGAGGAAUCAGCGGUCUUGGAGUGCUUCUCGCAGGUGGCGGAUGCAGUGCGGUAUGUGCACGCAAAGAAGAUGGUCCAUCGUGACAUCAAGUCACGGAACGUCUUUCUGUGCCGCACAGGCCAAGCGUUGCUGGGCGACUUUGGACUGGUGCGAUUGCUGGAAAGUACCCUGGAGCUCGCGCACACGCGCGUGGGGACGCCUUACUAUCUGAGCCCGGAGAUCAUCCGGAAACAACCCUACAACUACAAGACCGACGUUUGGAGCUUGGGUGUCUUGUUAUACGAGAUGGCCCAUCUCCGGCGUCCCUUUGUAGGGACCCUGGAGACGCUGCCGAAGAUCAUCAUCUCAGGUGAAUACGAGCCUUUGAGCAGCGUGUUCUCUGCAGAGCUACAUCAACUGGUCGCACGAAUGCUGGCAGUCGAUCCCCAUCAGCGACUCAAUCUGGCAGAUGCCUUGCAGGAAGAGGUGCUGGCGGCGCCACUCCGCCGCUCGCGCGAGGCGCUGCAGCUGGGCUUUCCGCCCGACGAGACGCCCGAGCCGCCGCCGAUACCGGUGAGGAAGGAGAUCCAGGAACUGGAUUCCGAAUGGAUUGGUUUUAACACCAUGAUCCGGCGAAAGGAGGACGGAUUGAUCCUCCCGGAGGCCAAGGGCAUCGUCGACCUGAGCGUGGCCAAAGCGCCGCCCCCGCGUCCGGACGAGGGUCCUGAAGAGUGGAGUCGAGCGCCUGCAGCGCCGGAACAUCCCGACUCCGGAGAGGAAUUGGGCUCCGCCUCCGACGACUCCUGGGGCUCGGUGGUAGACACCGGCAACGAUGCCCUUCAGCAACUCAUGGCGCCCGGAGCGCCGAGACCCAACGAGGACGCGCCGCGGCCGCCGCCGCUGCCUCCACCGCCACGUCCUUAGGCGGAAGGAGGAUCAGAUGUUGGAUGCGAAUGCC